AUGUUCAGCAGAGCACUGUUGGCAACCAGACCCAUUUGGUCCUCGACGUUGGUCAAACCAACGACCCAGUGUCGUAACAUGACGAUAACUUCCUUCAAAACCCCGAUGGUUUCUUCCGUCAACCGCGUCGGUCUACAGUCGUUCAUUGAGCAGCGUCUCACCACUGGUAUCCAGACACCGCAUAUAAUCCUGACACCAUCGCCAUUGCAGGCCUUUUUGCAGAGACGUUGGGGAAGAGGUGGUUUCCGUGGUGGAAAUAGAGGUAACACAUACCAGCCCAACACGCUAAAGCGCAAGAGAAGACUGGGAUUUUUGUCCAGAAUGUGUUCGAGGACGGGAAGAAGGAUCAUAAAGAACAGGAAAGAGAAGGGCAGGUGGUUUUUGUCGUACUGA
Messenger RNA from Kuraishia capsulata CBS 1993, 393 nucleotides. RefSeq lists its product as uncharacterized. NCBI's taxonomy places the organism in Eukaryota, Fungi, Ascomycota, Pichiomycetes, Pichiales, Pichiaceae. The transcript has 2 exons. Gene Ontology annotation, cellular component: ribosome; mitochondrial large ribosomal subunit. The record is from RefSeq and is a predicted model, not a curated record. Bases 1 to 393 code for a protein of 130 amino acids. Gene Ontology annotation, biological process: translation. Gene Ontology annotation, molecular function: structural constituent of ribosome.